This is a messenger RNA of Nematostella vectensis (starlet sea anemone), 5058 nucleotides long. RefSeq names its product ATP-binding cassette sub-family C member 4. The transcript has 30 exons. Gene Ontology annotation, cellular component: membrane. NCBI's taxonomy places the organism in Eukaryota, Metazoa, Cnidaria, Anthozoa, Actiniaria, Edwardsiidae. Gene Ontology annotation, biological process: transmembrane transport. Bases 166 to 4716 code for a protein of 1516 amino acids. Gene Ontology annotation, molecular function: ATP hydrolysis activity; ATP binding; ABC-type transporter activity. The record is from RefSeq and is a predicted model, not a curated record.
CACUAACUUAUGCAAACUCCUCUUCGCACUAACGCUCCUUCAUGCUCUUCCUUGCUCGUGACCUUUUGUGGUCCGGUCCCGCCUGAUCGAAAUUUAUUACCCACGCGCCCUUAUCUAUUGAUGACUUGAAACCUGCACUAGUAACACUGUCAUAACAAACCGAAAAUGGAUGAUGUACAGGCUGUAGAUGUGGGCAUUAUCAUCCCUGAAAAUGAUAGUAGGGAUGAAAGAAAAGGUGAUGAUGAUUCAACGAGCCACCAUGAAGAUACUAAGGCUGUGAUGAAUGAUGCUCAUCACAAUAACGAUGAUGAAGAUGAGGGAAAUGAGGGCUCUGAAGGAGAUGGGGAGAAAGAAAAAAUGCUUCCUUCCCCAGAAAAGAAAGCUAAACGAACAUCUCCUAUGACAAACGCCAACUGCUUUUCAAAAUAUGUCACGUUAUGGUGGCUCAGUCCAUUACUUUCACUGGGAGCCAAGAGGCCAAUAACAGAUGAUGACUUAUUUAAGCUCAGACCAGAAGAAUCUUCAGAUCACUUAGGGGACUUAUUACAAAGAGAAUGGAACAAGGAGAUGUACAACGCUGAGAAAUCCUCCAAGAAGCCAAGUCUUACUAAAGCUAUUUGGAGAACAUUUGGCUUUAGAUACACACUUCUUGGAAUUUUUGCAAUUAUCACUGAUGCACUACGAAUCAUUCAGCCUCUAUUUCUUGGUUAUUUAGUCAACUUCUUUGCCAUUGGAUCAGAGAUGACUCAGAGAGAUGCAUUCUUGUUUGCCUUUGGUGUUGCUGUUUGCAGUUUCUUGAACAGUUUUCUUAUUACCCCUUUCACCUACUUGCGCCAGCUGUUUGGCAUGCGAGUCAGAAUUAGUUGUACUGCACUUGUUUAUAAUAAGGUGCUGAAACUCAGCCAUUCAGCCAUUGCCAAGACAACAACAGGGACAAUUGUCAACUUGGUGUCAACAGAUACCCAAAAGUUUGACUGGGCAUCAUUCUUCUUGCACUACAUCAUACUGGGUCCUAUUGAAGCACUAGUAGUGUUAGUGUUGCUGUGGCGAGAGAUUGGUGCCGCCUCCAUGGCCGGCAUGGGUGUCAUUUUGCUCAUUGUGCCCAUGCAGAUGAAGAUGGGAGCUGUUCUUAUGAAGCUCAGGCGUGGAGCAGCUGCCUGGACAGAUCAGAGGGUCAAAGUAAUGAAUGAGAUCAUCAGUGGUAUGAGCAUCAUCAAAAUGUAUACCUGGGAGAUCCCUUUUGCAAAACGCAUUGCAGAAAUAAGACAGAAAGAACUGGGCUGGUUUUUAAAGCUUGCAUCUGUCCGUGGGGUCUUCAUGGCCUUCUUCUUCAGUUCUGCUGCUCUUAUUUCAUAUUUUACCUUCCUGACCUAUGUGCUGACGGGUAACCCGCUGUCUGCACAGAAAGUCUUCACAGUCGUCUCACUAUUCAACUCAGUCAGGAUAUGCAUGACUCUCUUCUUUCCUAUCGGAAUCACACUCAUGAAUGAAGGCAGAGUCUCUAUUGAGAGGAUUGAGAAAAUACUCACCCUUGAUGAACACCAUUCGCAAGGCUUGGUUACUUCAAAGCUCCGCCCCAAACCAGAGCAAUGUGGGAUUGUUGCAGAUAAUGUCACAGCCAUGUGGUCAGAGGAUGUGGCGAAACCUACACUUGACAACAUCACCUUCGACAUUACUCAGGGUGAGCUCCUUGCCAUUGUUGGUCCUGUUGGCGCUGGAAAGUCCUCGUUGUUGAUGGCAAUACUUGGGGAGCUGCCAUUCACAGAGGGCACAAUUACCGUCAAGGGUAAGAUCGCCUACUCUUCCCAGCAACCCUGGAUCUAUAACGGCUCCCUGCGCAACAACAUCAUCUUUGGUAAUGAGUUCAACGAGGCACGCUACAAUGAUGUCAUCAAGGCAUGCGCACUAGAGAGGGACAUUACCCUUCUCGCUGAUGGUGACAUGACGCUUGUGGGUGAGCGGGGUGUGGCUCUAAGUGGUGGACAAAAGGCACGAGUUACACUUGCAAGAGCUGUGUAUUCAGAUGCUGAUAUCUACUUGUUGGAUGACCCUCUCAGUGCAGUUGACGCUCAUGUAGGACGACAUCUGUUCAAUGAGUGUAUCUGUGGUUAUCUGAAGGAUAAACCACGUGUCCUGGUCACCCACCAGACACAGUACCUGAAGGAUGCAGACCAGCUGAUGGCUCUACAAGAGGGAAAGUGCAUUGCUAGCGGCACCUAUCAGGACCUUUGCCAGGCUGGCAUUGACUUCAUGACUCUUUGCGAAGAACCACAAGAGGAAGACUCGGCUAUUGAAGACAGUGAGUCUGAACCAGAAGUGGAUGCAACGCCUGAAUUCAAGCGCCAGUUCAGUCGUCAGCUGAGCAUAAGUAGACAGUUCAGCCGACAAGAUAGUAUCACCCCUGCCCCCAAGCCUAUUGAUAAUAUGACAUCAUCAUCCUGUCACCUUGACCACCGAUUGUCCCGGAUGCUGGAAAGCACAGCAUCAAUGGCAUCGGCAGAAGUAGAUGUCUAUGAAGAAAACCUUGUCCCUAAAGAGACAAAGCAGGAAGGCGCAGUUACAGGGCGGACAUACUUAGAGUACUUCAAGGCACUUCACAGCCUGUGGGCAUCCAUGGCUGUCAUCUUUUUAUUCAUGGUUACGCAGGUUGUUUACAUGUUGGCCGAUUGGUGGCUGUCGGCUUGGUGUAACCAUGAGGAACAGUACAGCCAAGCUCUCCUGGCAUCCCGGAACAGCUCAAACUCCACAGGGCCCCCGCCACAGGAGCUCAACCAGGACAUGUACCUAGCCGUAUACUCAGUGCUCGCCCUCGGGCUCAUAAUACUUGCCAUGACUCGUAUCCAGCUCUUCUUCAAGCUCACCAUGGUCGGGUCACGUGUCCUGCAUUCUCGGAUGUUUGAUGCCCUUAUUAGGGCACCGUCAUAUUUCUUUGAUACGAACUCUAUAGGUCGUAUUUUGAAUCGCUUCUCGAAAGACAUGAGUUUUGUGGAUGACAUGAUGCCCUUUAUUGUCUGCGACUUUACACAGACCUCCAUCAUGGUGUUGGGUAUCCUGUGCCUCGUGGCCGUUAAUAACCCGGUGACGUUCGCUGUUGUCGUUCCCAUCGUUAUCCUGUUUUGGUACCUGAGGACAUACUACAUGAAGACCGCGCGUGAGGUCAAACGCAUUGAGGGGAUCAACCGCAGCCCCAUAUUUGGACAUUUCUCUACCACCCUUCUCGGCCUGGACACGAUCCGCGCGUUUGGCGUGGAAGAGACGUUCAUUGACCAGAUGAAUGGGUACCAAGACUCGCACACACGCGCCUGGGUGACCUUUAUCUCGUCCUCCGCAUGGCUCGGAUUCAGACUCGAUCUUCUUUGUGUCACUUUCAUCAGCUUUGUUGCACUCAUCUCGCCCGCACUCAAAGGCACUCUCAGUGCAGGCGUAGUGGGUCUUACCCUCUCGUACGCCAUCAUGAUCUCUGGUGUGUUCCAGCAAUGCGUCAAACAGAGUGCAGAGGUGGAGAACCUGAUGACAUCUGUAGAGCGAAUCUUAGAGUACACCGACCUUGAACCAGAGGCGGCUCCCGAGACAGACCUGAAACCGGACAAAAAGUGGCCGGACAAGGGUCAGAUCACAUUCGAAAAUAUGUCGUUCACUUAUCACAAGUCCCUACCGCGUGUACUACAUAACAUUUCACUGUGCAUCAAGCCGAGAGAAAAGAUUGGCGUUGUUGGCCGUACAGGAGCCGGUAAGUCGUCUCUUCUUUCCACUCUCUUUCGUCUUGCUGAACCCAUAGGGCUGAUCGAGAUUGACGGAAUGGACAUCAGGCAACUGGGGCUGAGGGAUCUCCGGGGCAAGCUCUCCAUCAUUCCGCAGGAGCCUGUGAUAUUCAGCGGUACUAUGCGAAAAAAUAUCGACCCAUUUGAUGAGUACUCUGAGAAUUCUCUGUGGACCGCGCUGGAAGAGGUGCAACUGAAGCAUGUUGUGGAGGAUCUCCCGGGCAAACUAGACGCGGAACUUGCCGAGGGUGGCUCAAACUUCAGCGUGGGUCAGCGGCAACUCGUCUGCUUGGCACGCGCGAUACUGAGGCACAGUAAAAUCCUGGUGAUUGACGAAGCCACAGCCAAUGUCGACCCAAGAACGGAUGCGUUAAUUCAGACGACCAUUCGUGACAAGUUCAAGAAGUGUACGGUGCUGACCAUCGCCCAUCGUCUCCACACCAUUAUGGAUUCAGACCGUGUUAUCGUACUGGAUGCUGGCAAAGUGAAAGAAUUUGACGCCCCUUACCUCCUACUCAAAGAGGAGAACAGUGUUUUCUCGGCCCUGGUCAACCAGACUGGGCGUGACGAGUCACGGGUGCUGUUUGAGGUCGCAAGGGAAGCAUACUACAGUCAUAAGCCAAUACCCGAGAGUGAAGAGGAGGAGGAGGCGGAGGAAGAGAUUGUAAAAAGAGAAGUGAUAGGCAAUGAUAAGAAAGCAGGAGAGAAGAACAAGGAUGAUGGUGGGAAUAAAUCAGGGGAAGAAGUGAAGGCCGAGCAGGAUGCAGAGACAGGAGCAGGGAAGGAGGAGGAGGGAGAGAAGGAUAAUGAAGACAAGGAUAGUGAAGAUGGAGACAAAGCAGUAGACUCCGAAGGUAAGAGUCCUAAUAAGGAAGAUAGUAAGAUGCCAGCAGUAGAAGUUGUUGCUCCCAAUGCGAAUACAACAAACGAUUUACAGUUUGAAUCUCACAUUUAGGACAUUUUGUUUUUAAACAUAAUUUCACUUUCCAAGUGUUGAUGCAUAUUAAUGUUGGUAUGGAAAUGCAAUAAGUAUUUAUUUUAUGUCGAUUUUAGAUUCCCUUGAGUGCAUUAUUUACAUAAAUUUAUUAUGAAUAUAGUAGAUUAUAAAAUAGAAAUAUAGAAUAAUAAAUAUGAUCAUAGUUGAUUGAUUAUAUAUAUCUAGAAAGAAAUGAUUCUAUAUUUUGUGGUAAUUUUUAAAACCAAAAUGGAGCAUGUAACUAUUAAUAUUCUAUAUUGAUAUACUGAGUUGAAUGUGUUGAUAUUCAUAAUAACAUUUUUAUUAAAAUGUACAAAAAUU